AUGGCUGGUGGUAAAGGAGACAAGCCUGCUAAUGCCAACAAAUCUAAUGCAGCUGCAAACCCUAGCAAGGGAAGGAAGAAGGAGACUGGUCUAGGUCUUACUAAUACUAAAGAUGGCAACUUUGGUGAAUGGUAUUCUGAGGUUGUUACAAAUGGUGAAAUGAUAGAAUAUUAUAAUAUAUCUGGCUGUUAUAUCCUCCGACCAUGGGCAAUGUCUAUUUGGGAGAUAAUGCAAGUAAGCAUAACUAUUUACAUACAUGCAGAAAUCAAGAAGAUGAAGAUUAAAACUUGUUACUUCCCACUUUUUGUAUCCAACAACGUUCUACAAAAAGAGAAGGAUCACAUACAGGGUUUUGCUCCUGAGGUUGCAUGGGUGACAAGAUCAGGGGACUCUGAAUUGGAAAUUCCAAUUGCAAUUAGACCAACAAGUGAAACAGUGAUGUAUCCGUAUUUCUCAAAAUGGAUCAGGGGACACCGUGACUUACCCUUGAAACUUAACCAAUGGUGUAAUGUUGUUCGAUGGGAAUUUAGUAAUCCUACUCCAUUCAUCAGGUAGCUUUCUUAUUCAUAAUUCAUCACAUUGCAUGAUUUUUUUUUCUUUUUUUUUCUUUUGAUCUUGA
This is a messenger RNA of Lactuca sativa (garden lettuce), 619 nucleotides long. The record is from RefSeq and is a predicted model, not a curated record. NCBI's taxonomy places the organism in Eukaryota, Viridiplantae, Streptophyta, Magnoliopsida, Asterales, Asteraceae.